UGCAUGGUCACACGAGUCGAUUUGUGUCUUUGGUAGUGCAUAUGGUCAUCAUUUGUAUUGGUUUUAAGGGGAAAGCUUCAUAUUUUGUCCGAAAGACCAUUUGUUGUACCCCUUUCUUCAAGGCCACGCACAAGUUCACAUUUGCUUUACAACACUUGCAAUUUACCAGAAAUAUGUCGGUCCGUGGCAAUUUAUUGUCGUGGAAAAUCACGCCUGUUCAGAUUGAGCAGUCUUCUAAGGAAUUGAUUGAUAAGAUGAAAAAAAUAUAUGAUGACGUAGGCAAGUUAAAACCUGAAGAAGCUUCUUAUGAUGUCGUUGUAAAGGUACUAGCUGAUGCUGAUUGUUUCUACGCUGUGAAGAGAAAUAAUCUGGACUUCUUGCAGCAUGUGUCAGCUGACAAGGACGUCCGGGAUGCCAGUGUCCAGGCAGAUAAGAAGUUGUCUGAGCAUGAUGUCGAAAUGAGCAUGCUUCAAGAUGUAUUUGAUUCCGUCUUGGCCUUCAAGGAGAGGAACAAGGACAAAAUAUCAGCUGAAGCACAGCGAUAUGUGGACAGACUGAUUAAGCUGGGAAAAAGAAAUGGUCUCCAUCUACCCAAGACGGUGCAGGAUCAAAUCAAGGAGAUCAAGAAGCGACUCAGUGACUUGUCCAUAGACUUCAGUACAAACCUAAAUGAAGAAAACACCGUUUUAGAGUUUACAAAAGAUGAACUUGUUGGUUUGCCUGAAGACUUUAUUAAAACAUUAGAAAAGGCUGAAGCAUCAGGAAAGUUAAAAGUUACUCUAAAAUACCCCCACUACUUCCCUUGUAUGAAGAAAUGCAGAAAUCCUGAAACUAGAAAGAAAAUGGAAAUAGCAUUUAAUUCCAGGUGUAUAAAGGAGAAUACUAAAAUUUUAGAAGAACUCACAAAGUUACGACACAAGAAAGCUCAGCUUCUAGGAUUUCCGACCCAUGCUGCUUUUGUGUUAGAUAUGAGGAUGGCCAAGACCCCGGAAGCAGUGAAGUCAUUUCAAGAGGUUCUCACUAAAAAGUUGCAGCCGCUGAAGGAAGCUGAGAUGAAACUGUUUCUAGAAUACAAACAGGAAGAGUGCAAAAGGUAUGGUUACGAGUUUGACAGUAAGAUAAACUAUUGGGAUUACCGCUACUACAUGACGAUGACUGAAGAAAAGAAGUAUGCAGUGGACCACAACAAACUGAAAGAGUUCUUUCCCAUGGAGGUCGUCACGAAGGGACUCUUGGGGAUCUACCAGGAUCUCCUGGGUCUGAAGUUUACAGAAGUGAAGAGAGUGGAAACAUGGCAUGCAGAUGUCACAAUGUAUAGUGUUACAGACGCUGCAAAUAAUGAUUUGCUUGGAUAUUUUUAUCUUGAUCUUUUCCCAAGGGAAGGAAAAUAUGGCCAUGCAGCCUGUUUUGGACUUCAGCCAGGAUGUUUAUUACCAGAUGGGUCUCGACAAGUGUCAGUUGCGGCAAUGGUUGCAAACUUCACAAAGCCAACAGCUGAUCAGCCCUCUCUUCUCACACAUGACGAGGUUGAGACUUACUUUCACGAGUUCGGUCACGUGAUGCACCAGAUCUGUGCUAGAGCUGACUUCGCACUCUUCAGUGGAACAAAUGUUGAGAGAGACUUCGUUGAGGCCCCAAGUCAGAUGUUGGAGAACUGGUGCUGGGAGAGGGAACCUCUGAACCGAAUGUCCUCCCACUACAAAGAUGGCUGCCCCAUCCCUGACCAACUUCUGGAGAAGCUCACCAGCAGUCGAAUAGCCAAUGCAGGAAUCUUUAACUUGCGGCAGAUUCUACUUGGCAAAUUUGAUCAAACUAUUCAUCUAAAGGCAGAGGUUGAUACUGCUGCAACCCUGGCUGAACUGUCAAAAGAGAUUUUAGGAAUUCCGUGUACCGAAGGAACCAAUAUGGCAGCUUCAUUCGGCCAUCUGGCUGGCGGGUAUGAUGCUCAGUACUAUGGCUAUCUGUGGAGUGAGGUGUUUUGCAUGGACAUGUUUUCCUCGCGGUUUAAGAAGGAAGGCAUCAUGAACAAAACGGUUGGGGCAGAUUACCGCAGGUGUAUUCUACAGCCUGGAGGCUCUCUGGAUGGUGAUGUAAUGUUGCGGAAUUUCCUUGGUCGAGAUCCACAGCAAGACGCAUUCCUGGCCAGUAAAGGACUGAAAGCCUGACUUUAAACAACAUUUAGACAUUUUACUCAAAUAUGAUUCCUAUCAAAUAUUGUUUGUAUUUGAUCACUUAGUGUCAUUUUUUGUGAGGUCAUUUUGGUUGAAAUAUGUGUGAAAAUUUAUAUAUUUCAUUGGUAGUUGUGAUAAAUUUAUUGUAUCAUCAUGUCAUAUUGGUAGUAACUUUAUUUCCAUGUUUCUCUGGCCAUUUGUUAGAGUUAUGGCCCUUAGAGUCAGUGGCAUAGCGUGGGCAGGGCCAUCGGGGCGGGUGCCCUGGGUGUAAAAUUCUGGACUAGUGGAAGGGACUCGGGGAGUGCUAAUAGUCCACUGGUUAGGGGGCACAAUACUUGCCUUGCCCCGGGUCCUGGCAACCCAUGCCACGCCACUGCUUAGGGUUACAGAAAUAGUAACUUGUCUUACAUUUUGCAUUGAACUAAUUAAAGAUUACGCAUGGAUUGUUAUCACUUGAUCAUCAUCAUGAUCAUUCAUUGUUUUAGUGCAUGUAGUUUUUUCAUUUUUGUCAUAAUUUAUGCAUUAUUUCAUCUUCAACCCUGAUAUAAAUUGAUAGGGAAGAUGUGUUUUAGGUCAGUAAAUACUCUCUCUUUUUUUCUUUUCUUUUUUUUAAAGUUUUUUUUUGAAAUGAAAAAUAAAGUCAAAGAAUUUGUUUACGGGAUUCUUUUUCUAUUUGUUACAUUGUUUUAUCAAGAUGAAUGCAUCCUGCCCCAGAAAGGCGUAUGGUAAUGUUACGGUUAAGCUGUAUCCUAACCACACGCAGGCCACCCGAGCAAUUUUUUAGAAACCAUUGAUUUCAAUUACUGCAUCCUAACCUUAUGCGUUAAUUUAGUUGAACUCGAGACACAAUACCAAUAGGAAUUGUUUCUAUUUUUCUCGCGCGACACUAGCGACAAACAUAUAUUAACCAAUAAAACAAGUUUUACUUCGCGGUUUCAACUGUCGAUAACAAUUUUAAAAUGAAGACUGUCGUUAUGGUCGCAUCUUGUUAGGAUAUAAAUAUUAUUGUGUCGCUCACAUCGCACGCAUCUGGUUAGGAUACAGCUUUAGUGAGCCUGAGAUAAUUAAAUAUUGCAGUUUUGUUUAUAGUAUAUAAACAAUGAUAAAAAAUAAUGUUUUUCUUCUUUUUAAAAUAAAAAUCUUUAAUGCCCCAAAAUGUCUUAUGGUAAUGUUAUGGUUGGGAAGCAUUAAAUUAUUACCGUCACUCUUAAAGUUGGUAGAUACUGGGUUCAAAUCCCUGCACCCACUUCACUCAGAGAAUUAGGUACACAACCAUUAGGCCCACUUUCCAUUAAUGCAAUUUCUUUUAUUGCUAAGCAUAUAUGUUUUAAAAAUACAUUUCAAUAUCGUACAAUUUGUAUUUGUAUAAUAGAAUUUUUUUAUUUGUAUAAUAGAAAGUGGGUGUUACACUGACUUCACUUUCACUGACCACUAACCAUUAAGCUGAAAUAGCUGAGGUGUGUGUCCAGGAUAGCCUGCUUGGACCUUAAUUGCAUAUAUAUAAACACGAAAAUCAAGUUGAAUGAAGAUGCCAAUACUUUUAAUGAUUAUAAAAAAAAUCCAUAACAUAGUUCUGUAAAUUUAUGUGAAGAAUACAAAUGAGAAAUAUAUCUAAUAGAGUAUUGUUUUCUUUUUAUACAAAGUGCCUCAUACUUUUAUGCAAUAAAAUUCAUUACAAAAACUAGAUAAAAGUCAUGUGGUGAAUCAUUUGAUAAGAUAUUUCAUAUUUUAUAAGCAUUCAUAAGGAAUGACUGGUUACUGUCUUAAGAUCAGACCCUAAUCUUGCCGGCAAAAUGAGUGUUUUCUUCGCCGAAAGUCUGCUCAAGUUGCCGAGUUAUUAGCAGUAGUGAGAAGUCAAGAGUGGCCAUAAUAUUUUGGACCUAAUUUGGUUUCAAAAAUGAAAUCACACAACAGACGUCAAGACCCCGACGUGUUUAGUAUCAUAGCUCACUUGGCACCUUGUCGGUCCGUGUUUUUACUUUAGUGCCAGACUGUACGUCAACGCAUGUUACACCAUUUGCUGUGACCAGUCAAGCAUUGUUAAUUCUCGGGCACAUUAAUUUCCGUAAUGUCGGAACAUACUAAUUAUUACUUUCAUUUUAACAUAGCAAUGCAUUAUCAACCACUUAAUAAUAUAACAUUUUUAAUGAAACAUACAAUUGUUUUGUUUAAAUUUUAUUACCAGAAGUACUAUUUUAUAUUGAAAUAUUACUAUUAGAACCGAGUGUAUAAUUCAGAAUUUGUCCCAAUGAACGCGGAACGUGGCGAAACAUGAAAUGUACUGAUAAAUAUUCACUUCGCCUAUUUUUAUCAAACUUCUCACUUCUUUUUCCAAUUCUAGAUUAGGGCCUGAAGAUAUCGGCUUUAUCCUGCGAAGGUUAGAAUGGUGAAUGCAGUGAGGCUCUACUGAGCUGCUUUCACUAUUCAACCUGAGCAGUAGCCAGUUAUUUCUUUUGUCCUGCAAUCCUAUAGAAAUAGUCGAAAAAUCAUUUAUUCUAUUUUGUGUACGCAAAUCGAGUAUCGUCAACCUAGUAUGGCUUUGGUCGUAUGACGUCAUACAAGAUACAUGAUGUCAUUCUUUGUAAAACACUAGCUACAUUCUGUCGCAUUUAAAUAACGUUUUUAAAUAAAUAAAUAUACAACUUUUGUAUUGUUAUCUCGAAACUAAAAGUUAUUUGUAUUUACUAUACAUAAAUGAUUUAAAGAGUAUGUUCAUUGAAAAUCUAGUCUAAAAUACUCAAGGCGAGUUUCACUUAUGUCACGUGACCUAUAUUUUUGGUCAGUGACCGAAAAUAUAGAUUAAUUUAGUCAUCAUAUCUUGUCAAUGUAUACAGUGAUUACGGGAUAAAUAUUCUUAUUCUUCUUGUACUACUAUGACAGGGUUUCCACUGGAUUUGGAAAUAAAAAUAAUAAAAAUCUAGUUGGGGAAAUAUUAAAGGGUGAAAUAUGCAUGGAAAGUGUUCAGAAAUUUAUAAUGAAUAUUAGCAAUUUUAUGCUGACAAUUUAGUUUUUUGUUACAAUUGGAAUUUAAUUUCUGGUGCUAUUUUUGACUUCCCUAGAGUUUGUUGAUAUUUUGUAUUAUGCUUAAUUUUUCACAUAUUUUAAGUCAUUUAUUAAUGGAUCUUGGGUCAUUGCAAUUGGAUGUUCAUCUUUUUAAGCAUCAAACCAGUUGAUAUAGAUGAGAUAUUUAAUUAUCAUUAAUCAAGAGCAGUAAUCAGAAUACAUUUCAAAAGUAGACCAUACCAGUAAAUAUAAAUAAAAAAUGUAAGAUCAGGAAAAAACUAAGGUAAUGUUAACAUACGGAUAAGGCAUUAUUUAUGUGUAUCCUUUGCUGACUUUGAUGAACUUAACCAUCAUGAUAAUAGGAAUGCAUAAUCAAAACAUUUUUUAUUCAUAAUAAGUAUCCAAAAAAACAUUAUGCACAUUAUCAUGAAAUCUAAAAAGGGGUAUUCCUCAUUUUAGACUGGAAUUGGGCAUUAUCACUGUGUGUAUGUUCACAAACCACAGACCAGUCUAAAAUGGCCGGUAGGAAGUUACCCAUAAUAUGUAUAUUAAGAGUUAAUUUGAAAAAUGCCAUAUAUCUAUUUACCAUAAUUGAUGACUGGAAUUGGGCAUUAUCACUGUGUGUAUGUUCACAAACCACAGACCAGUCUAAAAUGGCCAGUAGGAAGUUAUCCAUAAUAUGCAUAUUAAGAGUUAAUUUGAAAAAUGCCAUAUAUCUAUUUACCAUAAUUGAUGACUGGAAUUGGGCAUUAUCACUGUGUGUAUGUUCACAAACCACAGACCAGUCUAAAAUGGCCAGUAGGAAGUUAUCCAUAAUAUGCAUAUUAAGAGUUAAUUUGUAAAAUGCCAUAUAUCUAUUUACCAUAAUUGAUGACGUAACAUGUAUCAUAUGACUGGCAGGUUCAAGAUUCUGUUCAAUGGGCAUAGAUCACUUUUUAACAGAAACUCUGUUGUAUUGUCAAGUGGUACUAGCAUCAGUAUAUAUUCACUGCUGACUCCAAAAUUUGUAAAUUGGCAUGUGUCAUGUGGAAAUAAACUUUUCAUAUAUUAAUCAUUUUAAUAGAUAAUUUCUUAGUUACAAGCCCACCGUACCAUAUUAUAACAUUAUAUACUAAUACAAACAGGUAUGUCAGCUGCACAUUUUUUAAAAUAUGAAGAAAAAACAUUCAUUUUGUGGUAUUGGAAAUAUCAGAAUAACCAGAAACACUUCGGACGUACAAAAAUGGAUAAUCUAAACAAAAUCUGAGUAAUAUUUGAUUUUAAUUAUAAAAAAUGGCACUAAUAGUGAAAACUGUCUGGUGUAACUUGGACUGUUAUAUUUAUAUUGGUGUCUUUCAAUAUAAUGAAAGUAUAGUAAUAGUAUGUUGUAAACAGUUUUUGUUUAUGAAUAACUACCGGUAGAUAUGUUUUAUUAUUUUAGUGGUUGUUGACCUCAAAUCUAAAAAUAUUUAACAUAUUUUUGAUGUGUUAAGAUUUAUUUUACAUAUUAAUGGAAAUAUCAUUUCAAAACAAAUGUGCUAUAUCUUUUCAAUAUCUUUUUGAAUUUGUUUUCAAAGUGAUUGAAUAUGUCAUAUAUUCAGUUCUUUUAAACAAAGAUUAUUUUUUUCAUUGGUAGAUGUUUAUAAUUCUAUUAUCAACUGAAGCUGUUUGAAUGUUGUGCUACAUCUUAUAGUGUCUUUGUGUAUUUUAUUAUUUUAUACUAGAUAAUCCAAUCAUGAUAUAAACAAGUUUAAAAUAAUUAUUUGAAAUUUUAUUUUUGAAAUAAGUGGCUUUUCAAAAGAUAUUUUUUUCAAUGUGGUUGACUGUCAGUACAAUACAUUUCUAAUUAAAAAUAUUAAAAUCUGAUUCUUUUUGCGUUGUUUGGGGUUUUUUGUAUGUUUUUUUGUUGUUGGAGGGUGUGUUACAAUAUACAUGUCUCUACUUUUGUAACUCUCAACUUUUUAUCACAUAUAGAUGAGAAUUUUGGAUGCUUUGAAAAAAAUUGUAAGGUCACCUUUUAAAAUAGGUUUUAUUGAUCAGGCUUAAUGCCAGAAAAUAAUUUGAGGGUAUGUAAUAAAAAACCCAAAAUGGACCUCAAAUGCCUUUUACUAUGUCGCUAUGAGUUUGGAAUGUUUUGUAAUUAGACACAUGCUUUCACAAAUUUUAAACAGCAGUUCUCUUACAUAUGUAUGUAAAUGUAAAAAUAUAUCCAAUAAUUUCCAAGAUUUGGGAGCAUGUAACUUUACUCUGACAGAAACAAUAUCUAUAUAGUAGAAAUUAUUGUCUAUAUUAUAUAGCUAAGAAGCCUUACCACUCAUAAAAAUUGUGUAAAUAAUUUUGCCUAUUUUGGUCAAUAAUUUGCUGCAGAUUUUUUUUGGAAGCCAUUUAUUGAGUAAUUUUAAUCUACAUUAAGACCGUAUCUUUUUUUUUUAUUAAUAGUUAUUAUUUACUGCUAAAUUAAUGUAUUUCAGUUUGACCUUGCAGAAUCAAACAAACAAAAUUCUAUUCAGAGAUUAAUCCAAGACAUAUUUUGACCAAUGGAAGAGCAAGGGUAUUUUGUUUUGUUGGGGUUUUUUAAACCAUGCUUCAGAGUGCAUUUUAAAUCAUUAGUGAAAGGAAGUUUCUAAAAAACCGCCCCAAAAGGUGGAGUGAAUUGGCGCCUUGUAUCUAAAACCAUUCUGCUAUAUACAAAACAACUUCUGUGGGAAAAGUAUUCUGUAGUAUGUUUUAGAACGUAUUUUUUAACCCUGCUUUUUUAUUGUUGAAAUGCCCCGUGCUUAUAAACCUUAAAGUCUAGACUUGAAUAAAGUCCAGACUUUAACGUCAUGUAAAUGUACAAAAAAAUUAUAAAAUAUGUUCCGGUUAAAUAAUAAUGGUAAAGAACAAAUGUACAAACCAAAAAAAAUAAAUAGCUACUUUAAGAUGAUCAAAGGUUAAAUAUCGUACCAACUAAAGCCAUAUUUUGGUAAUUAAUGCAGUGUUAUAUUUUGCCGUUUUUCACCGUGCAGAAUAAAAAUUGUAAUACUAUAUCA
Molecule: messenger RNA, 8185 nt
Organism: Gigantopelta aegis
Lineage: Eukaryota; Metazoa; Mollusca; Gastropoda; Neomphalida; Peltospiridae
Product: thimet oligopeptidase-like
Exons: 17
Coding region: 42-2165 (707 amino acids)
Biological process (GO): peptide metabolic process; proteolysis
Cellular component (GO): mitochondrial intermembrane space
Molecular function (GO): metalloendopeptidase activity
Source: RefSeq, a predicted model, not a curated record